Molecule: messenger RNA, 1992 nt
Organism: Syzygium oleosum
Lineage: Eukaryota; Viridiplantae; Streptophyta; Magnoliopsida; Myrtales; Myrtaceae
Exons: 1
Coding region: 1-1992 (663 amino acids)
Source: RefSeq, a predicted model, not a curated record
AUGAGGGACUUGCAAGGAAGCCAGAUGGAAGUGGUGAACAAAAUCCACACCAAAACCUCCGACGUCAUGAAUAAACUCCACACUCAGACUGUAAGUCGCGCUAAGAUCGAGCUUUUCGUGUGCCUCAUGGUCCUGUUGCUAAUCCUUCGCGCCGUCUUCGGCUUGUCGAGGCAUUGGUAUACCAACCGGAUGCUCAAGGUCGCUCUGUUGGCAUUAUACACCCUCCCGAGCCACCUCAUCACGCACACGCUCGGUCUCAUGGAGGAAGCGGGGGAAGUGUUGCUCCAUAGUGAGCUGUUCCCGGUUUGGGCUACUUUCUUGAUGAUCUUCUUCAGGAGCUCGGGCUACUUCUCCGACUACAGCCUCGACGACCGGAUAUCCUAUAGUUGGGAACAUUUGCUCAGGAACAUCUUGUUAGCCAAGAUGUUGAUCUUUAGUGUGAGGAAUUCGUGGGUGUUUUGGGUGGUCACGACGAUUUUCGGGGUCAUGUGUCUAUUCCUAUUCGUGAAGCUCAAGGACAAUGCAAAAGCAAAGUGUCUCCUGACUGCUCGCGGGUAUGACCUGCAGAGAUCUACCAAAUUGAUCUCUGACUACAUGAACUCCGAGCACCAGACGUCAGAUCCGUGCAAUCUCGACCCUAUCCAGAUGAGAGGAUACAACUAUGUUAUGAGAGGCGAAGAGACAAUAUGGGUAAACGGUUCACCCCUGGAAAUCACAGACGAAGUCGUCACGGUCGAGAAGGUGUGGACAUGCCAAGGAUGGCUUUUGAGCUCGACAGGCGGGGACGAAGACGGCAAGCUCAAGGACAUUUGCCUAUCGUUUUCGCUCUACAAGCUUCUCUCCUUGAGAUUUUGCAGCUAUUCGUUGCCCAAAGAAGCUCACAAAAAGCUGUGGAAGUUGAUUCGGAAUGGUUUCCUUGCAGAAAAAAAUGGCUACGAGCGAGCAUUUAGGGUCAUUGAGCUAGAGCUUUCCUUUCUUUUCGAUCCGUUCUACACUAAGUACCCGUUCAUCUUCCACCCAGGCCGUUGGAAACUAAAGCUGAUGGAGAUCUCGCUUUUCUUCAUUGGUUCUCUGGUGAUAAUCGUACUUUGUUUUACACCGCACCACUCGAAUGCACCUCAAGAUAAAAGUAAACCGGCUACUUCAGGAGGGUUGAGCAGCGACGUUAUCGUGAAAUCGCUAAUUCUUAUGGCAUGCGCAGCUGUGGAGCUUGUGCAGCUAAUCUUGAUCGCCACCUUGGAGUGGACGAAGGUAUCAUUGCUAUGCAAGUACGUCCGAACAAACUCAUGGCAAGGGAACAAAUGGAUCGAGAAACUCAUAGGACGUAUAUGUCGGACGCAAUUACUGAAGCCUUGGGAAAGAAAACUUCACCAAUACUCGCUUCUCGAGUCGCAUGGUUACACACCUCCGAGGUGGGUAUGCAUUCGCGCCAAAGCCGGCUAUAUCCACCACGCACGGGAGGGUAAAAAACAAAGCACUCCGGCCAAACUGUCCUCAGAAGUGAAAGAAGCCGUUUUGCAUUCUUUAUACUCGAAUCUCGGGGUAUUGGAGAAUGGAGAGCCUUCUUUAAGACUAAACAAAGUGGCAGGUAGGCUCUCGUGGGCGUGCAGGCUCGAGACGCAGACUCGAGUCAUAAUUGUGUGGCAUAUUGCCACAAGUAUUUGCGAGCACGAGGUGCGGAUUUCAGAUUCGAAUUUCCUCGUGGCAACCCGCUUAUCCAAAUAUCUCGCUUACUUGGUAGCGUUCUCUCCAAAGUUGUUACCUGAUUGCCCAGACGACACGGAGUAUAUUUUCGACCAAACCAUUCUCCAAUCAAGAGACAUGCUCACAGGGUGCAAGACCGGAGAAGAAAGAAUUCGGAAAUUGAAAGAGAUUGGUAGGACAGUGGAUGGUACAGGUAGCGUGAUAAAUAGGGGCGCGCAGUUAGGACAGCAAUUGCUGAAAGACAAAAAGGACCCAAAGUUCAAUUGGAAGGUAUUGGCCGAGUUUUGA